AUGUCCAUUAUCCAGCAUCCAUCAAUUGAGAGAAAGAUAAAAGUAGCAUCGAAAUCUAGUCCUAAGGAUGAAAUCCAAACUCCAAAUAAUAUAAAUUUCAUACAAGUAUUUUUGAAUUAUGGGUAUUACUUUUUACUGACACCGUUUAAAAUAAACAAGCAUCCCGUUAGUGCGGAGUAUGAAUUAGGAAGCAACUGGACACAAAAGUUGAACUCGAAACGCUUCCUCCGCUUCUUCUGCGCCCUCCUCGUCACUGCGGCCAUAAUAAAUGUAGCAAUUUUCGCUAGCACGACUGAGAAAUUGGACCCAUCACCCUUCUCGUCGGACAGAAUAUUUCGUCGCAUCGUUGCCACUGCUCGUUACAAUUUCCUUCUCGCUUCGGACACCAGAUUGAAUUCGGUCCCCACGUGGGACGACAUUCACCCCUCCGAUUGGAUCAUUGGUGUCCUUGCUUUUAUAGGAAUUUGGUUUCGUCAACUGCUUGCAUUCACAUCGGAUGGAUUCAUCCUCCUGUUAGCCAUGUUUAUUUGGACCCUCUCGCAAAGUUUCGAACAGUUGGUUUCCAGAAAUUGUGACAAGAAUGAAUUUCUCCUAAAUUUUCAAGCUCUGAAAACCGUUUCGAAUUUAAUCAGGGAGAUCAUGGGAAAUUGUAUUUUGCUCUAUUUUGGCGAAGCACUAUUUUAUUAUUCGGUCAAUAUAAAUGACUUGUUAAAGGAUGAGGAGGACACCGAGAGGAUACGAAGUCUCGUUUUUUUAUCGAUUGCAAUUAUGAUUUUUCGCUUUUCGGGAGAUAGUUGCCAAACUGUGGAGGAUUCAGUGAUUGGGUGGAUCAGAUUGAAAUUCGGGGAGAUCGACCCAGGUUUGACGAGUGUAUUGAUGCAUGAUGCUACAAAACAUGUUGUGGGACUUCAUGGAAGUAUUUUUGUAGUGGAUUAUUCUACAAUUCUUAGUAUGGUUGCGGCAAUGGUCACAUAUUUCGUGGUUUGUGCAACAUCUGAAGGGCGAAGGAAUUAGAGCUGAUGAUGGGACGGGGAUAUCAACAGCGUUACGAUUAUCAGCCAUUCAUUGCAGCCAUGUUCCAACUUUAAAUUGUGUAUUUGAAAGAAAUUGUGGGAACAUUAAGCCAAGAAAGUUUAUGCAUAUCGUGCAAAUGUAAAUACUUUGAUGCAUAUGCAAGAGCGAUAAGUUUUUUUCUGUUCACGAAACAUUACUUGUUAACACAUAUUUCACAGCACAUUUUAUAUUUAUAAAGUCGAUUAUAUUAUUAGUUCUGAACAUUAAGAAAUACUUAAAAUUUGAAGGAAAAAUUCAAUUUUUCAAGCUGUGAGAUGUAUAUAUGCAGGUAGAAAGGGUAUUUUAAAUAAAAAUCUG
Messenger RNA from Folsomia candida, 1371 nucleotides. RefSeq lists its product as uncharacterized. The record is from RefSeq and is a predicted model, not a curated record. Lineage: Eukaryota; Metazoa; Arthropoda; Collembola; Entomobryomorpha; Isotomidae. The transcript has 3 exons. Bases 1 to 1014 code for a protein of 337 amino acids.